AUGGCUUAUCUAUUGAAGGGCACUCCACCGAACCGUUCAGAUCCGCCUCUAGCUCAUCUGAAAAGGCCGUCUCCCCGCCGGUGGACUUGGACUAGGAUGCUUGUCUGCGUUUCGGCGAUAGCACUGUGCUCCACGGCCUUCGUGAACCAGACUUAUAACCCGAUCUCUUUGCUUUCAAGCGUCGUUCACGGUGCAACUACAAACAUACAAACUUUCCAAGAAUGCGCAAUCCGAAACAUGCUAGACACCGAGUUAUACUUUCUUGAAAGCGUACAUCCACCAACUAUUAAGCAUUUCGAGUCUCGUAGAAACCGGCUGGCCCAAGCACUCAUCGCAGAUGGAGUUGACGCGUUUGGGCUGGAGCCAGGGUAUACUUUUCAAUAUUAUGCCAAUAUAAGCCAGUCAGAAUGGGAGCCUUGGGAGCCUGAAGAACGCCCUUUCCUGAUGGUUGUGCAGCCUUACCAUGAUCACGAAACUGGAAUGAUCACCGCAAAAACGAGCUUCCUAUGUCCCUCUUUCGAAGCGGAGAGAGCACGUCUACUUUCAAUGCCAUUCUCAGAGCCUAUCCAUAUAAUCACUUGGGAGGAGCAUUGGAACCCUUACAAGACCUUACUGGAAUCAGGCAAUUUUACGGCAGAGAGAAGACGUCCACGCCUUAUGGUAGAUGAAGAAAUGCGCGAUUAUAUUCAACGAGGUCUUGGCGAAAUUGGGUUUGACGUAGUCGGCUUACAGAGAAAUGUUGAGGCUGUCUAUAUCCAGGGCUCACCGAGAAAGAGGUCGAAACUGUUCUUGACAUUACGCUUCGAACAGCGGGACUUGAACCGUUUUUUGACAUUGUACUAUUUGGUCUGGAACAUUGUGUUCGAGGCACAGUCCCAAUCACUCAAACAACUGCAUGCAAAUGCAACUGCAGCCAGCGUCGAUAUUGCCGCGCGAGACGUAAUAACUUCUGCUGGAUACGGACAUGCAUUUACGCAUCGUGUCGGUCAUGGUAUCGGCAUCAAAGGUAUGACGUUCACGUCAGAGCCCGGUGUAUAUCUUGUUGAUGAGUUCGGGGUGCGCCAUGAGGAUGUCCUCCUUGUGAAUGGAGAAGAUGAAGAUCCUAUUCUGUUGACAGGACGGCGAGCGCAUGGCCCGUGGGAUCCUUGA
Talaromyces atroroseus is the source of this 1149-nucleotide messenger RNA. RefSeq lists its product as hypothetical. The transcript has 6 exons. The record is from RefSeq and is a predicted model, not a curated record. Bases 1 to 1149 code for a protein of 382 amino acids. Lineage: Eukaryota; Fungi; Ascomycota; Eurotiomycetes; Eurotiales; Trichocomaceae.